Vicia villosa (hairy vetch) is the source of this 2017-nucleotide messenger RNA. Its product is annotated as F-box/kelch-repeat protein At3g06240-like. Lineage: Eukaryota; Viridiplantae; Streptophyta; Magnoliopsida; Fabales; Fabaceae. Gene Ontology annotation, molecular function: protein binding. The coding region runs from base 2 to 1384 and encodes 460 amino acids. The record is from RefSeq and is a predicted model, not a curated record. The transcript has a single exon.
CAUGUUUGCUUUUUGCUUUAUUUUCUUCUUUCUAUUUUUCACGCUGCUUUCCAAAUUUUUCUUAACAUGCAGAAUUCAAAGACCCACAAGGGAGAUUAUGGUUACAAAGAUAGAACAUCUUCCACAAGAAUCACUAUCCAACAUUCUAUCUAGGUUACCAGCGAAAGAAUUGUUGAAGACCAGGUUUGUUUGCAAAUCAUGGUUCAAUCUCAUAACCGAUCCUCAUUUUAUUAACGAUUACUAUGUUUUUUACAACAAUCUUAUUUACUCUCAAAAUCAAGAGGAGAAACUCUUGGUUAUUCACAGACCGUUUAUUUCCGGUGUGGAAACUUUUAUUUCUCUUCUUUCUUGGAAUUUCAGUGAUCCUGAGAAACAUGUUUCUUCUUCUCUUGUAAAACUUCCGGAUGAAUACAUUUCAGAUCAUAAAUAUUGGACUGAAAUAAUGGGUCCAUGUAAUGGUAUUUACUUUCUACAAGGAUAUCCAAAUUUCAUGAUGAACCUUUCUCUUAAACAGUUCAAGGCUUUGCCUGAAUCCCAUGUAACAGAUUCAUAUGGAACUUAUUCUCUCACUGAAUUUGCUGGAUUUGGAUUUGAUCCUAAAAAUAAUGACUAUAAAGUUGUUUUCUUAAAAGACGUUUGGUUGAGGAAAACAGAUGAAAGACAAAAAGGGUGUUGGAAUGCUGAGUUAUACAGUCUUAAUUCCAACUCUUGGAGAAAGCUUGAUGCUCAAAAUCUCCCUCUUCCAAUUGAAAUUUCGAGUUCUUGUUCUCAGGUUUAUACUUAUAUGAAAAAUUGUUGUCAUUGGUGGGGUUAUGUUGAGAAGUAUGGUUGCGGAAUAGAAGAUGUUGUUUUAGCCUUUAACAUGGUUGAUGAAUCAUUUAGAAAGAUAAAAGUGCCUAAAUUAGAGUAUUCUAACUCUAUUUCUUCAGUUGAAUGUUUUAAAACAUUGGUACCUUUUCACGAAUCUGAUACUAUUGGUGUCGUAGUUUAUCCUGUAAGAGGAAUAGAGAAAUGUUUUGAUGUUUGGAUGAUGAAGGAUUAUUGGGAUGAAGAGUCUUGGAUUAAGCAAUACAGUGUUGGACCUGUGCCUAUGAUUUCAAAGUUUGUUGGAAUCUAUGGGAGCAGUGGAUUUCUUUGGAUAGAUACAAAUGAAAGGUUGGUAUUGUAUGAGUCUGAGAUACAAAAUACAAUGGAUAUUCAUGACUAUGAAAAACAUGAUUCAAUAAGAGCAGUUAGUUACAUGGAAAGUCUUGUUUUGAUUGAAAGGGGAAGAGAAAGAAGUCAUCAAUAUUUUUUAUGUAGAUUGGUUCAGAUCAUCUACAGAUGUUUUAUUUGUAUGAAGUUUUUUCUUUCCUUUUUUUAUUUCAAGAAAUACAUUGAGUAACAACAUAAAUGUUUUUGAUUCCCAUGUGAACAGUGAACAGAAUGAAUUGAAGUGGGACCAGAAACAUUUGACUGUGAUUACCGUAAUAAUAAUGAUAAAGAUGACAACUACAUAUAAAAAUAUUUAUUUUAUAGUUAGUUGUCUUGUAAAAUGACAUCAAUAGUUGGCCGUGACACCAUUAUUUUUCUGGUUGAAAAUAAAUUCCGGUGUUUUGUAUGAGUUUUCAAAAGGUUUUUGUUUCAUCACCACGAGAUUAUUAGACAGUCCCUGGUUCUUGUUUUAUUCUCAUAAUUAGAGGGCCUCAUAGCUUUGGUCAAAAGGAGGUAUCGUUAGAUACCGGACUCAUUCAACGACUGGGGAAAGAUUGGAGGAAACAAAACAACAAAGCUCAACAACAGAAAAGCUGAAACCACGACGUCGUAACAAACCAACGUGGACCCGCGAUUUUAUUAUGGCAAUGCUAAAAUAAAAGAACUAUUUAGUAAAGACUUCUUGGAGUUUGGCACUGACUCAAAGAGUGCUCUUAAUAUUCUCGUAACAGAGCCCCAGACUUUUGAUACCUUGAAAAUUUUCAGAAAAAAAAGGUAUUCAAACUUCACUGAGUAGUUUACAUCCUUGUUGAUCAUUCACAUA